Molecule: messenger RNA, 3798 nt
Organism: Empidonax traillii (willow flycatcher)
Lineage: Eukaryota; Metazoa; Chordata; Aves; Passeriformes; Tyrannidae
Gene: ABCB7
Product: ATP binding cassette subfamily B member 7
Exons: 17
Coding region: 1-2265 (754 amino acids)
Biological process (GO): intracellular iron ion homeostasis; transmembrane transport
Cellular component (GO): mitochondrial inner membrane
Molecular function (GO): ABC-type transporter activity; ATP binding; ATP hydrolysis activity
Source: RefSeq, a predicted model, not a curated record
AUGGCGGUGCUGGGGGCGCCGCGGGGCCUGGUGGCCGCCGCCUCCCGCAAGCGGCGGCUGCUGCUCGCCCUGGCCCUGCUGCGGCCGCCCGCAGCCGCCGCCGCCACCUGCGCCGCCGGGGCGAUAGCGGGGACCGGGCGGCGGGCCUGCAGCGCGCCGGCGGGCGGACAGAUCCCACCCAUUUGCAGGCAAAGAUCAUGGCAGGGCCUGGCAGGGGAUUACUCGAGGCCGUUUCUGGAGCCUUCAGAGAUCCUGCCCAGGUGGCGACUGCUGGAGAAGAGGAUGUGUUGGCAUGGCCAUGCAGGUGGAGGGCUUCACACAGAUCCAAAGGAAGGGCUGCGGGAGAUCGACGCCGGGAAGAUCGUGCGGGCGAUGCUGUCGUACGUGUGGCCGCGGGACAGGCCGGACCUGCGCGCCAGGGUGGCGCUGUCGCUGGGCUUCCUGGCCAGUGCCAAGGCCAUGAAUAUCCUGGUUCCCUUCAUGUUUAAGUAUGCAGUGGACAGCCUGAACCAGGUGUCUGGGGACGUGCUCAACCUCGGCGAUGCCCCCAGCACGGCGGCGACCCUGGCAACUGCUGUCCUCGUGGGCUAUGGUAUCUCGAGAGCGGGGGCAGCAUUAUUCAAUGAAGCAAGAAAUGCAGUAUUUGGGAAAGUAGCUCAAAAUUCCAUCAGAAGGAUCGCCAAGAACGUUUUCCUGCACCUUCACAACCUGGACUUGGCCUUCCAUCUGAGCAGGCAAACAGGAGCUCUGUCAAAAACCAUCGACAGAGGCACGAGGGGCAUCAGUUUUGUCCUCAGUGCUUUAGUGUUCAAUCUGGGACCCACAAUGUUUGAAGUGGCUCUGGUCAGUGGGAUUCUGUACUACAAGUGCGGUGCCGAGUUCGCUUUGGUCACCCUGGGCACUCUGGGAGCCUACGCAGCGUUCACCAUCGGGGUUACCCAGUGGAGGACCAAGUUCCGCAUAGAGAUGAACAAGGCCGAUAACGACGCUGGCAACGCGGCCAUCGACUCGCUGCUCAACUAUGAGACUGUGAAGUAUUUCAAUAACGAAAAAUACGAAGCCCAACGGUAUGAUGAGUUCCUGAAGACCUAUGAAAAUGCCUCCCUGAAGACUACCUCCACUUUAGCUCUCCUCAACUUCGGACAGAGCGCUAUAUUCAGUGUUGGCUUAACAGCCAUCAUGGUGCUUGCCAGCCAGGGCAUUGUUGCAGGCAGCCUUUCUGUUGGAGAUCUAGUAAUGGUGAAUGGAUUGCUGUUCCAGCUUUCUCUUCCCCUAAACUUCCUGGGAACAGUAUACAGAGAGACAAGACAAGCACUUAUAGAUAUGAAUACCUUGUUUACACUUCUCAGUGUAGAUACCAAAAUUAAAGACAAAGAGCUGGCUCCCCCCCUGCAGAUCACCCCCCAGACUGCUGCCAUCGCCUUUGAUAAUGUGCAUUUCGAGUACCUUGAGGGGCAGAAAGUCCUUUCUGGAGUGUCCUUUGAAGUCCCUGCAGGAAAGAAAGUGGCCAUUGUAGGAGGUAGUGGGUCAGGGAAAAGCACAAUUGUGAGGUUAUUAUUUCGCUUCUAUGAACCUCAGAAAGGAAAUAUUUAUGUUGCUGGACAGAACAUCCAAGAUGUCAGUUUGGAAAGUCUGAGAAAGGCAAUAGGAGUUGUACCCCAGGAUGCUGUUCUCUUCCAUAACACCAUCUACUACAACCUGCUGUACGGCAACACCGGGGCCAGCCCCGAGGAGGUGUAUGCAGUGGCCAGGCUGGCAGGGAUCCACGAUGCCAUCCUCAGGAUGCCCAAUGGAUACAACACCCAGGUCGGGGAGCGGGGCCUCAAACUCUCAGGUGGAGAAAAGCAAAGAGUUGCAAUUGCUAGAGCAAUGUUAAAGGAUCCACAUAUUUUUCUCUAUGAUGAAGCCACAUCAUCUUUAGAUUCAAUUACAGAAGAGAACAUUCUCAAAGCCAUGAGGGACAUGGUGAAGCACCGGACGUCGAUCUUCAUUGCUCACAGGUUGUCCACGGUGGUGGAUGCGGAUGAGAUCAUCGUGCUGGAUCAGGGGAAGGUGGUGGAACGUGGCACUCACACGGAGCUCCUGGCGAGUGCCGGCAAUCUGUACUCAGAGAUGUGGCACACGCAGAGCAGCAAAGUGCUCCACAGUCACAACCACCCCAGCUGGCAGCAGAGGAACAACCAGCCAUCCAAAGAGGAGGAGAGGAAGAAGCUGGAAGAAGAAAUUCUGAAUAGUGUGAAAGGCUGUGGGAACUGUUCGUGCUGAGAACGAGCCUGGGGCCUGGACAUCCCAGCAGGGCCCUACAGAACACUCAGGAUCAGGAAUUGUCUGGGAGAUGUUUGGAACCAAAAGCUGUUUUAAUGCCAAGUUGGGUUGUGUUUGUGAGAGGCCGAUUUCAGAUGAAAGCUGAUGGAUUUUACCGCUGGGAAUGGGCUUGUGUUGGGCAGUACAGGUCUGCAGUGAGGACUGUUUUCCCUUGGGAAGUGCCAGGAAGGAUCAAUAUUUGUUGAAAUCUGUAGGGAUUUGAUGCAGCUCGAGGCCAUUGCCUGGCCCUGCCACCCUUUGGGUGCCAGUGGAUGUGCUGCAGCUCUGUCCAGCUCUGCACACAGAAUGACAGGAGGCAACUCUGAACAAAGGCAUUUCCUAAAACAAGAGGCUGCUCAUCCAGCAGAACACGAGGCUUAAAGAACUGCAGCGACUUUCUGGAGAUGACUGAAAACUUCCCGUGUCGUGGAGUUGUUGGAUGAGCAUUCCUGGCUGGGUGAUGGCUCUGCUAGAGUGAGUUGCUGUGGAGAAGCAGAAACAACACUUGGUGAGUCUCCUGUCUGCUGCAAAGUCAAACUUGUGCUUUUUCCCUUUUUUUCUUUUUAAAUUUUAUUUUAUUUUUAUUUUGAAUUUUUAUUCCUGCGCUGUGACUCCAAAGUGUCACCAUGGAAGCAGAUGUUCAAAACACUGAAUGGGAGAGCCAUGGCUUUGGAGGGACUCACUGCAGCACACUGACCCUGGGGACAGUCUACGUGGCAUCUCUUGGAAAAGCCUCACGGCUCUCAAGGAAAACAGAUUGAUUUUGGAGCUCCCUCCCAGCCUCUGUGGAUCUUGGUAAUUCUGCUCCACUGUAAACUGGAACAUCCUUUUCCAAACAGCAGCUUUUCAUAUUCUGGACUUGGAGUUGGUUGUUUUUCAAAUUUCAAGUCAUCUACUCCCAUUAUAAGGUCUUUGUCUGCAGUUUUAGUGUGGAAAAGCCAUAUAAUUUCUUUUUCUUCAUUUUCUGUUGUUAAAGGAAAUGUGUUUGUGGAAAAUGGACAUUAAAAAGGGGCUGCUUCUUGCAGUGUGUAGUGAUCUGUUAACUGUGAACUUACAGAAUUCAAUCCUAAUUUCCAUGUAAGAACUUCCUAGGCACAGGAUAUGGAGCCACAACAAACAACAUCUUGGCUAUUUGAACCUCCAAGUUAGAAAACUUAAUGAAUGAUUUGUGGGGAGCUUGUUGUGCUUUUUCCAAAUGGAUCUUCACAAUUUGCUCCUUGCAGGUGAUCCCUCAGGUUAUCUCAGCUGUUCUGUUCCAGGGAGCAUUACCUGCCUACAUCUCAACACUGAGACUUUAAAUGGUGUUCAAGUUUCUUUCCAGAAUGGAAGUGUAUAAUUUACACUGUACAGGAAGGUGACAGAGCAAGACAGAAAGCUCAGUUGAGAUCAGACUGUGUAACCCUUCUGCUGGAAGACUCCUUACCCUGACUCCUGUCCUUCAUCUGUGUGUAGAUAAUUCUUACUAAAUAAAGGAUUUAUCUUUGUGAAUAGAAA